UAUGGGUCAAAAUGAUUGAUUUUCCUUUUAUGCCAAAAAUCGUUGAAGAUCAUGUUCCAUGAAGAUAUUUUGUAAAUUCCUUACUGUAAAUAUAUCAAAACUUAAUUUUUGAUUAGUAAUAUGCAUUGCUAAGAACUUCAUUUGGACAACUUUAAAGGUGAUUUUCUCAAUAUUUUUUUGCACCCUCAGAUUUUCAAAUAGUUGUAUCUCGGCCAAAUAUUGUCCGAUCCUAACAAACCAUACAUCAAUGGAAAGCUUAUUUAUUCAGCUAUCAGAUGAUGUAUAAAGCUCAAUUUUGAAAAAUUGACCCUUAUGACUGGUUUUGUCUUCCAGGGUCUCUCUCUCACACACACACACACACAUACAUACAUAUACACAUAUAUAAAAUGUAAUUUUUACAAAGUUUUUGCUUUGUUUCAAGUCUUUUUAUCUGUUUUGAGCCUCGUUUUCAAUCAUGAAAAAUAAAUGUCGUUUGCCGCCCUCUAGCGUUAAAACGUUUCGUUGCCAUAGUAACAGUGUGUUUACUCUCUGGCAGAUUGUCAGCAGCAGUCGUGUUUUAUUGAGUUGCAGUACACAGGCAUUUAUAUUUGACAGAAAAAAAUGUCUCGGCUGAUGGGACCCCCUGAUAAGUUUCUGCCAUCUGAGUGGAAACAUGUAAACCAGAUGCAUUUCAGGAGCUCAGAGGCAGAACAAUCACUCUCACAGAGACUGACAGCAGAGUGUCAAAGACUCAUAGAGGAGAGUGACAAAUCUACCAAACACAUGCAACAGGAUGCACAAAAGAAGCUGGAGCAGAGAAUCCAGGACAUCAGAUUCUGGAGGCAGGAACUGGACCAGAAGUUUGAGGAGAUGGUGCAGGAGAUUGAGACCCUCAUUAUUUUCAAGACCCGUGUGGAAAGAGCCUUAGAAAGCUGCUCUGAGCCUUUCCAAGUGACUUUGCAGUGUCUGACUGAGAGACAGAAGCGGGUGGCGAUUGACCUUGUGCAUGAUGAGGUGGAAGAGGAGCUGUUGAAGGAGAAGGAGGUGAUUGAAGGAGUGAUGGUCCUGCUUCAGCGAACACUGGAGCAGAUCAAUGAGCAGAUCAGGCUCAUUCGUUCAGUGAAAUACUAUCUGGAAAAGGACCUUCAGGACAAAUUUCAGGCCGAGCACAUUGAUGAUUUCUGUGCUCUUCUCACUAAUGCGUCGCCCGGUUUAAAUGGAGGGAAUUCAGAUUUUAGCAAUGAUGGAUCUGCAGUGACUCCUGAGGAGUGGGAGAGCCUCUGCAUCUUAAACAUUAGCAAAGCCGAGAAGGAGAAGAACAACUCUCUUUCUCUGAGAGCUCUUGUGGACAGCCUGCUCGAGCAGACGGCUGCAGACAUGCGCAGACAGUACGAGGCCACGGGAAGGGCUUUUGGGCUGCGCAUAGAGGAGACCAAAACUGCCAAAGCACAGCUUGAGAACCAGCUCAAUGAGCUGCUAGCAGAGACAGCAAAUCAGGAGAAAAAUCUGGAGUCUCUUCGUGUGGCAAUUGCCGAGAAAGAAGCUCCACUCAAAGUGGCCCAGACUCGACUGUCCUCUCGCAGCCGAAGGCCCAACGUUGAGCUCUGCCAUGACACGGCUCAAAUCCGACUGCUGGAAGAGGUUAAGGAGCUCGCAAACCACAUUGAGAGGCUGACCGAGGCACAUAAACUGUCAGAGAUGGAACUGAAAGCUCUAGCAAGACGCCAAUUGAGCCUGGAGGAGGAGAUCCAGGUCAAGACCAACUCCCUGUACAUAGACGAGGUGAUCUGCCAUCAGCUACGUCAGCCUGUGGUUAUUCACAACUUCUGAACAGGGCUCAUGUAUGGCGGAAAGGCCUAGUAUAUUUAAUUGUGUUUUGGAAAAAGAUUUUCCUUUAAAUAAUUUUAUGUAAUUUUGAUGGUUUCAACACAGUUUCUUUAAUAUUUCUACUGGGAUGUUUCCUCUUCCAUUUGGUUUGGUUUGUCUGUUUGUUGCACCAUUGAAUGAGACUGUUUGAUAAAAUAUAAAAAAAAAUGCUAAAUUAAAAAAU
Onychostoma macrolepis is the source of this 2029-nucleotide messenger RNA. RefSeq names its product tektin 1 (gene tekt1). NCBI's taxonomy places the organism in Eukaryota, Metazoa, Chordata, Actinopteri, Cypriniformes, Cyprinidae. The record is from RefSeq and is a predicted model, not a curated record. The transcript has 8 exons. Gene Ontology annotation, biological process: cilium movement involved in cell motility; cilium assembly. Gene Ontology annotation, cellular component: microtubule cytoskeleton; nucleus. Bases 601 to 1809 code for a protein of 402 amino acids.